UCUCGCCGUGGGGGCGGGGCUACGUGUGUGUGUGUGUGUGUGUGUGUGUGUGUGUUUUUUUCCUCCUCUCCUUCACGGAAGACAGACGCGGUGAUCAGAGACGAACCGGAACCAGAAGGUUCCUAAAAGCCUCAGAAGAGACGAACCGUCGCGGGACUCGAACAGUCGGCGGCCCCGGACACGGUGCGGGCCGCAGCGGGGCGAUGGGACCGCGGCUCUCCCGGUAGCAGCAGACACACAGGACCGUCCCGGCCCGCAGACAUGGCCCACGUCGGCAACGGAGCGACCGGCGAGGAGGAGGACUGUUUUGAAGAUGCCUACGACCGGAUACCGGCGGCGUGUCAGAUGGACCUGCAGACGGCCAUCCAGGAGACUCAGUGUGCUCUCAAUCUGGUCCUCAACAACAAGUUCUCCGAGGCCCUGGACCUCCUCAAACCAUGGUGGAGAGACAGCAUGUACCACGCGUUAGGUUACAGCAGCAUCCUGGUGAUGCAGGCGACCAUGACGUUCGAGCACAGAGACAUCCAGACUGCCAUGGCAACCAUCAAGGACGCGUUGAACACCUGUCAGAAGUUUAGGAAGAAGAACUCGGUGGUCGGAUCUCUGUCCAGUCUGAUCAGCAAACAGACCAGGCUGCAGGAAGAGGAGAUGCACGCGGAGAUCUGCUACGCCGAGUGUCUCCUGCAGAAAGCCACGCUGACGUUUGUCCAGGACGAGAACAUGAUCAGUUUCAUCAAAGGAGGAAUCAAGAUUCGAACAAGCUACCAAAUCUACAAGGAAUGUCAGAACGUGCUGAACGUCAAUCAGGAUCUGGCCGGCCAGUCUGAUUUGUUCAGGCAGUUUGAGGGCGGAGUCAAGCUCGGCAUCGGGUCCUUUAACCUGAUGUUGUCUCUCCUUCCUCAGAGGAUUUUGCGGUUGCUGGAAUUCAUUGGAUUCUCAGGGAACAGGGACUUUGGUUUGUCUCAGUUGAGAGAGGGGGCCUCCAGUCAGAGUUUGCGAUCCAUCCUCUCUGCUCUGACUUUGCUCUUUUACCACACAUACGUUUCCCUGAUCCUCGGAACUGGGGAAGGGAACCUGGUGGAGGCUGAAGCUCUGCUGGAGCCGUACCAACACAAAUACCCCAAAGGCUCCAUCAUCCUCUUCUACACCGCUCGCAUCGCCACGCUGCGAGGAAACUUCGAGAAGGCCCGGGCCAGGUACGAGGAGUGUAUCAGCAGCCAGCAGGAGUGGAAGCAGAUCCACCACCUGUGCUACUGGGAGCUGAUGUGGACUCACUCCUACCAGCAGGAGUGGCAGCAGGCGUACCGCUACGCCGACCUGCUGUGCAAGGAGAGCCGCUGGUCCAAGGCCAUCUAUGUGUACCAGAAGGCCGCCAUCAUCAGUAUGAUGUCAGAGGAGGACGUGAAGAAGACGGGGGAGGACAUCGUGGAGCUCUUCAGGCAGGUGGAGGGGCUGAAACAGCGCCUGGCGGGGAAGUCGAUCCCAACGGAGAAAUUUGCUGUGAGGAAAUCCAGACGCUACAAAGCUGCUAGCCCCGUGCCCCUGGUUAUCCCCGCUCUGGAGAUGAUGUACGUUUGGAACGGUUUCACCAUCGUGGGGAAGAGAGCCGACGCCACCGAGGCGCUGCUGGUUACCAUUGAGGCGGCGGAGGAGCAGCUACGCAACGACCCCAACCCCUCAGAGUUUCACCCGGACGACAGCUGUCUGGUCCAGAUGUUGAAGGGACUCUGUCUGAAACAUCUGGGCAGGUUACUGCAGGCUGAGCUCUGCUUCACACAGGUCCUGUCCAGUGAGGGUCGUAUCCGGUACGAUCACUACCUGGUUCCCUUCACGCUCUACGAGCUGGGUCUGCUGUAUAAACAGCAGGGAGACAUCACCAAGGCAACCACCUACAUCGAAAAUGCCAAGACGAACUACAAGGACUACUCCAUGGAGUCCAGACUGCACUUUAGGAUCCACGCGGCCCUCGGCAGCCUCCGAGGAUCCCCCGUCGGCACCCCGUGAUCCUCGCAACGACCCGGCUCCGCAGCUGGACGCGUGGACCCCGGGAUUCAUCUCACACUCGGGCCGAGGUGAACCGACCCGUUGUGUCCGCCUCGUAGCGAAGAAGCGCUACUGACGCGCGCUCUUCCUCUGUCACUGCUAGUAUCAUUGACUUUAUUUAAACUUACGUUUUCCUUAUUUAUCUCGGUCGAAGGAUGAGAUUAUUUACGCUCCUCGAACCGGCUCCGACUUUCCGUCAGCAUCUGCCACAGGUUAAUGUUGGUGGGAUGGUUCUGUUGCCUAGAAACAAAUCAUAGCCUUAAACUCCACUUAUCUAUUAAACUCUGUAGGACAGGAUCACAAACGCUGAUGGAGUUCACGGUGAAAAGUCUUGGAGUGGUUUUACGUUCGCAGCAGGGAGCGCGCGCGUGUCGGAUUAUCGCGCGGUGUAAACGCUUUAUGUUUUCUCUACUUCGCCUUUUGGGUUAUCUCACGACGCACCAUGCCACAUGUGCACACGCAAUCACGGCCUUCUCACCAACCGUGGCUUAAGCAAACACACGCACGCCGUAAAAACACUGCAAACGUGACCCUCCUGGGCCGACACCCUUCAGACAAACACACACAUUUAGCAGCGACACAAGAGGAGAACUCGUCUCGCUCGUUGUCACUCAGUGAGGGUCCACGUUGUUACGGAGAGUCGUUUCCGUUCAGGACGUUUGAUGACGUGUGACAAUGAUCACUCGGCUCCGUCUCUUCCCACGUGAACAACGCCUCACAAAGGAUAGUGAUCCAACAGUGAAAUUCCGACCGUGUUGUGGUUCGGUUUUCCUGCCUCAGUUACUUAUUGCCAGGCCGGACGAACGCGAGUGUCUGUCGACCCAACCAGAGGAGAUCCGUCCCCAUGGUUUUGGAGCUGCCCACGAAAAAACACAGUUGUAAAUGUAUCACAAACAGACGAGGCGUAUAAUUCGAUUCAACUAUAGGGUGAGGGUUACAUUGACGAAGAGCAGAUUCAGUGUCUCUCUACACGAUGAUGAACAAGAACAAGCACAAUCUAUGACUUCCCGUCCCCACUGUCCUGUAAACGCUGUUCGUGACCCGUCCUCAUGUGGCUCCAUGUUAACACAGUGGAGAGUUACUGGACAGAUGGAAACCCUCCGACUCACUGCUGUAAAUAUCCCUCCCACAAUAUUAAUACAUCAGAUAAAACGGCACCGGGACCGAAUAACAACAAACAGCAGAGUCAACUUAUUCCGUGUUUGCUGAACGAUGCACUUGUUUGAUUCCAUCCAGUUGAGUUCAACUCGACCACUUGCAACAAUCGUCCUUCUCCCUAUAAUGAAUGUAGCGACCGAAAGACCAAAUUAUGUGUGCGUCUCGAUGUCUUUGUCUUUCUCUUUGUGUGUGUGUGUAUUUUGUGCCUUGAAGUGUUUGGGUGUAAUCUUCUUCGUGUCUUUGUGUGAUCCAGAACUUCACUUCCAAACAGUUUGAUUCAGGAGCUGCAUUCAGGGGCUGGCGGCAAUAAACACGGCAACGUUGGAUCAACUGCUAAAAGCUAGGAAGCUGCCAGCACACUUUUUAAACUAAUGAUGCGAAAUAAAAGUUCAGGAACAACUAAAUUCAACCCUAAAGACGGAAGGUAUCAAUCGUUUGAUGAGGAGCUGUUCCACCAGAAUCCUCCGCGUGUCCAAGUGCAAUAACACAUUGAUUUUCUGUGUGACAUGUUCUCGUCGUGCCCACACUUCUGACCGUCACAAUACAAGUCACCAGGAUGGAAAUAACUUUUCCUGCCGACCCAGGAAGUUGACGUAAAACAGGAUCGCAUGACGAUUCUUACCUUUCACAAUAAAAGCAUUGGCGUGCAACGUGCUGCGUUCAUGUAUAAUCCACCAAACAGAAACAACACAUUGUUGGUUGUGGUUAAAAUUCUGCAUUUCUUUUGGUUUGUGUCGCGUUGCAUGCUGCCUCCAUCCGUAGUUCUGAAGGGACCAGUGAUGUAUGUUUUUGGUGACGGGGUCGACAUCAGUCCCCAGAGUCUUGGUGUUGUCCCGUUUUACUUCCACAUACGUGUCAGUGCCUCGUGUAUCUGUGUGUCAUCGUCGUUCUCAACAGGCCUUUUCUUUUGGCUUGUCUUUGCAUGUGACUCUUGUAUAUUCAACCUCUUUUCUUCUUGAGAUGUUACUGUAUGUCGUGUGCCUCGCGGAAGGAAAAUGUAUAUGACGGGUUUUCACAGUUGGAGAUGAGGAACCACACGGUGACGUGAAAAGAAAAUAAUUGUUUAUUAUGUCAAGAAAUGUUGUUUUGUCGCUGUUUCAUGUUUUUGUGCGUCAGUGACUCUUCAAGCCUUAUUUCUUCAAUCUGUUUGGCUCAUUCACAAAUCACAUCAAAUACAGGUCUUUUCAUAAUCUAAAUUAUGUAAAACAGUGAAACAGCCUGGGACGUUUCCCCCGACCUGUGCAUUAAGUAUCAGUUGUGUACAUGACAGCCAUACAAUCACGUGCAAUACAUUUCAAAGCCAUAAUUCUUAUGCUAGUUGCCUUCAAAGACGCAAACAGCUUCUUCCCGUCGAUUCAUACUUUCUAAUUCAAAUGAUUGAAGUCAUGAAUUCUGCAGUGCCGUCGUAGAAACAACAAUUCUCUUUGCCUCCGGUGCGUUUGAGGCUGUACGAGAAAAAUGUUGCACGACUCGAUCGGUCACGAUGGAGAUGUUCCACUCCGACUCGUAAACUGAUCAAGAAUGUGGACCAACAUGUUCCGAUGUUAUGAACCUCAUAAUUCAACGUCUGGACGAAGUUGUGAUUUAAUGUUUGUACCAGCUAUUGCUUAAAAAUAUAAACACCAUGUUUUUUUGCAUCCAAGCAGAUACGGGUCUAAAGGUUGUAGGUGGUUAAUAAUUAUCUCCUGUUUGGUUUGAUUUUGAUUCCUUAACAUUUAUUAUUAUUGUUAUUAUUAUUAUUAUUAUUGGCAUGUAAUCUGAAGUUGUGUUUCUCUGAUCUGUCAGAACCAAAUAAAUUCAUCUGAGCUCCGA
Molecule: messenger RNA, 5013 nt
Organism: Scophthalmus maximus (turbot)
Lineage: Eukaryota; Metazoa; Chordata; Actinopteri; Pleuronectiformes; Scophthalmidae
Product: tetratricopeptide repeat protein 39B
Exons: 19
Coding region: 262-2004 (580 amino acids)
Molecular function (GO): protein binding
Source: RefSeq, a predicted model, not a curated record